This is a messenger RNA of Clonostachys rhizophaga, 1122 nucleotides long. The record is from the annotation of a GenBank genome assembly. NCBI's taxonomy places the organism in Eukaryota, Fungi, Ascomycota, Sordariomycetes, Hypocreales, Bionectriaceae.
AUGGCUUCCCCUCAGCAGAUCCGGACUCCCCUCACGGAUCUUUUCAAGAUCAACCACCCCGUGUUGCUGGCCGGCAUGAACGUCGCCGCUGGCCCACGCCUAGCAGCCGCUGUCUCCAAUGCUGGAGGUCUGGGUGUCAUCGGCGGUCUCGGCUACACGCCUGACAUGCUUCGCGAGCAGAUUGCCGAACUGAAGAGCUAUCUUAUUGACAAGAAUGCUCCGUUCGGCAUCGAUCUCCUCCUGCCCCAAAUCGGAGGAAACGCGAGGAAGACCAAGUGCGUGAUGACGAAUUGCGACCCAAAUGCAGAUUUAGAUUUUAGCUACGACUACACAAAGGGAAAGCUCAACGAGCUCAUCGACGCCAUUAUCGACUCAGGAGCCAAGCUCUUCGUGUCCGCUGUUGGUGUGCCUCCCAAGGCUGUCGUUGACAAGUUACACGCCAAUGGCAUCGUCUACAUGAACAUGGUCGGCCACGUCAAGCACAUCAAAAAGUGCCUCGCCCUCGGUGUUGACAUCAUCUGUGCUCAAGGUGGCGAAGGAGGAGGUCACACGGGUGACACACCAACUACAGUCCUCAUCCCAGCUGCCGUAGAAGCUUGCAAGGGUCAUAAUUCUCCACUCACAGGGCAGCCCGUGCAGGUUGUGGCAGCCGGCGGUAUUCACAAUGGCCAGCUGUUGGCAGCAGCCCUUAACAUGGGAGCCAGUGGGGUGUGGGUGGGCACCAGGUUCAUUCUUACUGAGGAGGCCGGGGCUACAGACCAUCACAAGGAAGUUGUCCGUACUGCUGGUCACGACGAUAACAUCCGGACCCUUGUCUACAGUGGCCGUCCUAUGCGGGUGAGGAGCAACCCAUACCUGGAGGCGUGGGAGAAUGAGCGCAAGCAGGAGCAGCAAGCGCUUCUAGCCAAGGGGGUCAUCCCUUAUGACGCGGAUGUGGACGUUGCCAGUGUCAAGGAUGACGAGGCCAGGCUUGACGAGCUUGAGAAGUAUGACAAGCUCCUGAUGGGCAAGUGUGCUGCUGUUGUCAAUGAGUUGAAGCCUGCCAAGGCUGUUGUUGAUGAAUUUGUCACUGAUGCGACUGCUUGGAUAAAGAAGACCCAUGGCAUGAUUGCUAAGCUAUAG